AUGGCUGAGAUCAGCAUCGACCAGUCCAAGCUGCCGGGAGUCAAGGAAGGUAGGCGGGGAAGAAGGGGCGGGGGGGUCGUGGGGGGGGAGGGAGACCCUUUUGCGAGACUGGGGCGGGGGGGGAGAGGAAGAGGAGAGCCCUUUGCCAGACACCGGGAAGUGGGGGGGGGGGAUCCGACGAAAGGAAGGAGACACCCUUGGAAGACUUGGGGAGGGGUCGGUGGGGGGGAAGGGAGACCCCUUGGCAAGACUGGGGGGGGACUUUUUGCAAGACUGGGGGGCGGCGUUGGGGAGAAAGGAGACCCUUUUGCGAGACACCGGGAAUGGGGGGGGGGGCGUCCGAGGGAAGGAAGAAGACCCCCUUACAAGACUUGGGGAGGGGGCGGUGGGGGGGAAGGGAGACCCUUUUGCAAGAGACCGGGGGGGGGGUCGAAGGAAGCAAGGAGACACCCUUGGAAGACUUGGGGAGGGGGCGGUGGGGGGGAGACCACUUUGCAAGACUGAGGGGGGGCGGCGUUGGGGAGAAAGGAGUCCCUUUUGCGAGACACCGGGAAUGGGGGGGGGGGGUCAGGACAAGGAAGGAGACCCCCUUGCAAGACUUGGGAAGGGGCGGUGGGGAGAAAGGAGACCCUUUUGCGACCCUCGAAGAUGGGGAGGGAGGGAGACCCCUUUGCCAGACACCGAGAAUGGGGGGCGGGGUUUCGAGGGAAGGAAGGAGUCCCCCUUGGAAGACUGGGGGGGGGGGGUCGUAGGGGAGAAGGGAGACCCUUUUGCGAUAUGGGGGGGCGUGAGAGGGAGACUUUUGCAAGACACGGGGGGGGGCUCGAGGGAUGGAAGGAGACCCCUUUGGAAGACUGGGGGAGGGGGCAGGGUUGGGGAGAAGGGAGACCCUUUUGCGACCUUCGAAGAUGGGGGGGGAGGAAGGGAGACCCCUUGGCAAGACUCUGUGGGGUGGGGGCGAUGGGGAGGGAGACCCCUUUUCGAGACUGGGGCGGGGGAAGGGAGACCCCUUUGCAAACCUCUGGUGGGGGGGAGAGAGGGAGACCCCCUUGCAAGACCCUGGGCGGGGCGGGAGGGAGGAGACCCCUUUGCGAGACUCUUGGGGGGCCGUUUCCUUUUGUGGGGGGGGCGUCCGGGAAUACCUCCCCCCCGCGGUCCCCUGUGUCGCGAAGGUGCCUGUGGGUGGUGUCCGCUGCGCCCCCUUUUCGGAGUCUGGGGGGGGGAAUCUAAUCCUUUCUCCCUUCUGCGGAGGAGGGGCUGGGGGGGUUUCUACCGCCGGUGGGUCUCUAUGCCGGAUGCCCCCCCCCCCUGGACUCGUUGAGCAGAAGGCUUGGAGGGCCGGAUCCGGGUCUGCCUGGCACCGCGCCCCCUUGCGAUGGGGAACACGGGGAGCCCCUUCAGACGUGCCACGGAUCUCCCGGGCAGUUGGAGACCCGGGAAGCUGUCACCGAUUCGGACCUCUCUAGUCCUGCUCUGGCCGGCAGCAGCUGCUCUCUCCGGAGCUUCCCCCACCCCAGCCCUGGUCCCCCAAAUAAAACCAGAUUCUAGUCCUCAUGAAUCUGGGCAAAGGGUUGAUCUAUGGAGGAAGCUGUUUUCCCCUGGCUGUCUUGGCUGCCCUUGGGGCAUUGAACCCGGCACCUCCUUCUGCAUGCCAAGCAGCUGCUGUAACCGCUGAGCUGCAGUCCAGGGUGUGUCUGGGGCAAAGGGCAGAAGGCCCCGCUGACCCCCUGACCCCCCAAGCUGCUACCUUUCUUGGUGCAGGGAUUUUUCUGCGUUCGUUUCUGCCCAUGAGGUCCACUUCCUUUGUGCAUCAGGGCAGGAGGGAAGAGACCCCUCCAUUCCAGACAAAAAGGGGCGGGGGACAAAAGAAUUGUAAAAUUAGAAGGGAUCUAAAAGGUCCUCCAGUCCACCCCCCUGCAGAGGAUGCGUCUUUUAAAACUGGGCUUGGCCUCAGACUCUCUCCCCCCCCAUUGUUUAUUGCAUUUAUAUCCCAAUCUCUUUCCUCCAAGGAGUUCAGGCUGACAUCAUCAUCAUCAUCAUAAUUCUCUCCUUCCUCAUUUAAUUGCUCCACAACAACCCUGUGAGGUAGGUCAGGCUGAGAGAUGGGGACUGGCCUGAGCUUCAUGGCCAAGUGGGGAUUUGAACCCUGGUCCUGAUCCAACACUCUAACCACUACACCACACCACACUCUGGCUUUUUAAGUACUUGAAUUUUUAAAAAAAUAAAUUUGUGGGAGGGGUGGAUCGCCCAAAUUAAUUGUAGCACAUUUUAAUUGAUAAAAACAUAGCUGCCUUGCAGACCUUGCAGCUCUGCUUUUAGCUCCUUUUUGCCUUUUAUAUUUUAUCAUUUUAUUCUCUUACCCUCUUUUUAUUGCGAGCUGCCUCUUCGCUUUGGGUUGGGGAAAUAGGGUUUAAAUGCAGGGUGUGUGUGUGUGUGUUGUUGUUUUUUUAAGGUGUGUGGCUUUUUUCUAUCACGGAAUCAUAAAAUAGUAGAGCUGGCAGGGAUCCCCAGGGGACAUCCAUCCCACCCCCUGCAAAACAGGAAAUGUUGGAGCCUAUCUCCUGGCCCAGUCCUACUUCCAGCAUGGGAGCAAAGAAAGGCUUUUCUACUCUUCCAAAUACUCUGGGAUGGGAUGUGUGUUAUUCUUUAUUUUUAUCGUUUAUUGAAUUCAUAUACCGCCCUGUACCUGGAGGCAGGGGUCGCUAAUACGGUGCUCGUGGGCGCAGUGCCUCGGCCCAGUAGACCCGAAGGAGCGUCUCCACCCCCAUCGUUCAGCCUGGACACUGAGGUCCAGCUCCGAGGGCCUUCUGGCAGUUCCCUCACUGGAUCUUAAACAAGGGAGGAAGACCUUUCAUCGCCUACAGACGAUGUUUGGACUCGCAGCUGUCCAUGGAGGCGCAGGUCAAUUCUGCGUCCAGGGCAGCUGUUUACCAGCUCCAUCUGGUAUGCAGGAUGAGACCCUACCUGCCCACGGACUGUCUCGACAGAGUGGUGCAUGCUCUAGUUAUCUCCUGCUUGGACUACUGCAAUGCCUCUACGUGGGGCUCCCUUUGAAGGUGACCCAGAAACUACAACUAAUCCAGAAUGCGGCAGCUAGACUGGUGACUGGGAGCAGCCGCCGAGACCACAUAACACUGGUCCUGAAAGACCUGCAUUGGCUCCCAGUACGUUUCCGAGCACAAUUCCAAGUGUUGGUGCUGACCAUUAAAGCCCUAAACAGCCUCAGUCCAGUAGACCUGAAGGAGCGUCUCCACCCCAUCAUUCUGCCCGGACACUGAGAUCCAGCGCCAAGGGCCUUCUGGCAGUUCCCUCAUUGCGAGAAGCAAAGCUACAGGGAACCAGGCAGAGGGCCUUCUCGGUGGUGGCACCCGCCCUGUGAAACACCCUCCCAUCAAAUGUCAAGGAAAAUAAACAACUAGCUGUCAUUUAGAAGACAUCUGAAGGCAGCCCUGUUCAGGGAAGCUUUUAAUGUGUGACAUUUUAAUGUAUUUUUAAUCUUUGUUGGAAGCCGCCCAGAGUGGCUGGGAAACCCAGCCAGAUGGGUGGGGUACAAAUGAUAAAUUAUUAUUAUGCCCCUCCAGUGCCCACAGAUCCUUUGACCCACAACCCCCUUUUAUACCCUGCUUGGUCAAGAAAUAAGGGUCGUUAUUUUUUCUCCCUUGAACAGGAACAUAGGACUAAAGGAGGAAGCUGGAAAAACGGCCCCCUUUUCAGGUCCAUGUUCUUUCCAAGGCACAGGUUCUGCCUGGAUCUCUUGGGAAAGCGAAGCGUUUGUGUUCUCUCUGCGCCUCUUUCUCUGGGUGGGGGAGCUGAUCCCGUGAAGGAAUUGGGGAAGGAUCCAGGGGGGUGGCGCCCGCAGCUGGUGCUCCAAAACCCAGAGGUGCCCACAGCCCACCAAAGUUGGCCGUUCCUGUUGCAAGGAGGCAUAUACCCAGGACCCCGUGAUGUAAGUUGGCCGCUCUGCUGGGCCGGAGCUUAGUAUUAGAAAUUAGCCUGGCACCAGGUUGGCGACCACAGUUUAAAAAACCUCUGCCUUCGAUCAUAGUUAAUACCAUUUCCAUUUCCACUGUGUGUGUCUCCUCCUUGCACGCUGGGACAAGUGAAUCGUUGCAAGAGCAAGCUGCAGUUAGGCAAUGAGAUAGUAGGAUCCUGGAAUCGCAGAAUUUUAGCGUUGGAAAAAGGGUCCCCCCAGGGUCAUCUAGUUCAACCCCCUAGUGAACAGAUGUUCCGUUGUGGUGACUGUGACUUAGAUUUAAGGCUCCAUUUGGUACCUAGCUUAUAUAUCUUGAGUUUCUAACAUGGCUCAGAAAUGAGCUCUGCUGAGUUGCCUUGGCUUUACUCCCAGGUAAAUGUGGGAAGGAUUGCAGCCUUUACCAAAUCAGGCUCAAAUCAUGAUCCGAGAGGUACAUUUUCUCUCGCUCUUGCACGUGGCACUAUUAUUUCAGUUUGUGCGAAUCGGUGAAAUCAACUGCUUUCUUGGUGAUCGCUAUAGAAAUGAAUGUGCAUUGAUGAGUUCCGGUUAAUUGCUUUGGAGUUCAAUGCUGGGGCAGAGUGUCUGGCAUAAAUCAUGUUGGGACAGGGCAAAUGGACUCGACCCUUUUGUGGGUGACGAGGGCCGAAUUUGUGGCGGACGUUGCGGAGAGUUUUCAAAUGUGAAAUGUUCGUUUCCUGCCACACAAAGGGGUAGGUCUGAGUUUUCCGUCCGGCAGACACUGCUGUGGCUCAAUCCUUGAUGCGACUCACUGUCGCGUGGCGCUUUUUCAAUUGAGAACAUUGCAGGUCCCUGCCGGAUCGGGCCAGCGGCCCAAACAUCUGGUCCAGCUCUUGCAGUGGCUGACCAGAUGCCCCUAAGGGAAAUCCGCAAGCAGGAUUCGAACACAGCUCUCCAGCACCUGGCAUUCAGAAACAUAGCUGCCUGCAACCCUGGAGGCAGAGCAGUCCUCUUUUGAAGCCUCCCAAGUUAGUGGCUAUCACUACCUCCUGUGGGAGGGAGUUCCACAGAUCAACAAAAUUUGCCAGGUGCAUUUUGCACUUGCCUAUGGGCCACUUGCGACCAAGUGAAGAUGCCCACCUGUCUGGGUGGAUGCACCUGAUGUUUCCAUGGAUCUGGACUCUUUGCACACACUAACAACACAUCCUACUUUUGAGUGGCAAUUUGAAGGAUGGAAGUUGGUGGGGAUGGGAAGUUAAAUUCCUCAGGGGAGCUCAUUUUCAGUUAACAACAUGCCUAGUUUUAAUAAUAAUAAUAAUAAUAAUAAUUGGCCUCGCAAUGUGUUUUGCUUUCAUGCACCUUCCUUUGUAACGGCUUCGGCCAAAUAAAUAAAAAUAAUGGCGUUCAUAGAAUUGUAAUGUUACUUGGAAGGGACCCCCAGAGUCAUCUAGUCCAACCCGCUGCAAUGCAGGAAUCUCAGCCCAAGCAGCCAUGACAGGGGGCCACCCAAAGCCUCCAAGGAGGGAGAAUUCACAGCCUCCAGAGGGAGACCGUUGGCUAGGUUCCAAUGCAGCUGGUGUCACCCCGGAGCAGGGUCUAAAACAGUGAGCAGCGACUUAAGACGUUCCUGGUUGAAAUACCACGUCCCCCUGAGCACAUCUGGUGGCUGUAAAGGCAAGUCAGUCUCAGGUCUCCACCCCUCCCGCCACGGCCACAAUAUGGCGACAGCCCUGCUGGCCUGCAUUGCAGGGUUGUUGUGGAGGAAUGGGGAGGUGGCCUUUAAAUGCUUUGAGCCCUCUGCAGGUUUCCGUACAGUGGUACCUCCGUUCCGGAGCCCCGUUCGCAUUCUGAAUAGAAUGUAAGACGCGUCUGCGUGGGUCACCGCUUUCGCGCACGCGCGUGAUGUCAUUUUGACCAUCUGCGCAUGCGCGAGAGGCGAAACCUGGAAGUAACACGCUCCGUUACUUCCGGGUCGCUGCGGAGCGCAACCCGAAAAUACUUAUCCUGAGACAUAUUUAUCCCGAGGUAUGACUGUACUGUUAUGUUCACCUGUUUGUAAUACAGUGGACACUCGGGUUGUGAACGUGAUCCGUGUGGGAUGCACGUUCACAACCCGCAGUGGUGCGGGUUGCGAUUCAGCGCUUCUGCGCAUGCGCAAAGUGCGAUUUAGCCCGUUCUUUGGUGACUGGGAGUGGCCGCCAAGACCACAUAACACCGGUCUUGAAAGACCUACAUUGGCUCCCAGGACGUUUCCGAGCACAAUUCAAAGUGUUGCUGCUGACCUUUAAAGCCCUAAAUGGCCUCAGCCCAGUAGACCUGAAGGAGUGUCAUUUUGCUUGCGGACCAAGAGAGGAUUAGGCCUUUUGUUUGCCAGUUUCCUUUCCCCAGCCAGCCUUGAAGCCUCCGGAUUUUCUUUUCAGGAGGGGAGGGUCCUUCCCUAUUAUCCUCCGGGGCUUCUCUUUCAAAGCCCUGCUGUUGUCUGCCCUGAAAGCGGGGAGGGGGCUUGCGCAGAGGGACCCCUGGGACUCCCACAGAGAGCACACAGAGCUCAGGCUGCUCCUUGAUCUUAACCUCCUGCGCAUCGCAAGCCUGCCUUGCUACAAAGAACCGCGCACUCCCUUUCAUGCUGCAAGAGAGAUGUCUUCUCCCUGUUUCUGAGCUGUGGGAAAAGCGCCAAGGGGUGGGGUCAGGGUCGGGUUGCUUUUGAAAGUGGGGAGGGGGGAGACGGAGGCAGGCUAGAUUUCCCCACUGCUGGGGGGGGGGGCUUGGAUUUUCACCUGCAUAGAAAUGGCAUUUGAGGUGCCCAUAUGUGAAAGCCGAUGUGUGUAAAGGAAAGCAUCUUAGCGGAGAUCUAAACAGGAGAAGGGAUAGGGUUAGGCACGCUUGGGAAUACAGUCAUACCUCGGGUUACAGCCGCUUCAGGUUGCGUUUCUUUCGGGUUGCAGAAGUACCGGAAUGGGUUACUUCUAGGUUUCGGCGGUCGCACAUGUGCAGAAGUGCUAUAUCACGCUUUGUGCAUGCGCAGAAGCACUGAAUCGCAACCCGCACGUGAGCAAACGCUGGUUGCGAACACUGUGGGUUGCGAAUGUGCAUCCUGCACGGAUCAUGUUCGCAACCCGAGUGUCCACUGUAUCUGUGUGCAAAUUGUAGGUUGGCAUUCGAUGGUCGCGCCCAUUGUGCAGGGAGAAAACUUUUUGGUGGGUUUGGAGAAAAGGGCAAGCGAGAGGCAACAUGUGAUAGAAGCUUAUAAAACAUGGGUAGGCAACCUAAGGCCCGGGGGCCGGAUUCGGCCCAGUUGCCUUCUCAAUCCGGCCCGCGAACAGUCCAGGAACCAGUGUUUUUUUACAUGAGUAGAAUGUGUGCUUUGAUUUAAAAUGCACCUCUGGGUUAUUUGUGGGGCAUAGCAAUUCGUUCAUUAUUUUUCCAAAAUAUAGUCUAGCCCCCCACAAGGAGGGACAGUGGACCGGCCCCCUGCUGAAAAAGUUUGCUGACCCCCAUAACGUGUGGCAUGCAAUAAGUGGACAGACAGAGAAAAGUUUUUCCUCCCUCUGACCUGACGCUAGCACUUGUGGACAUUCAAUUGACGCUGAAUAUUGGCAUAUUCAGGACAAGCCAAAGAAAGCCCUUCUUUACGCGGCACAUCGUUAAACUGUGGAACUCCCUGCUGCAGGAGCCAGCCAUGGGCGCCAAGCUAGAGGGUUUUUGAAGGAGGCUUAGACAGAUCCACAGAGCAGGGGGCUUUCGAUGGCUACUGUGGCUCUUGCUCUGGCUCCACAGUCAAGAGGCUGCAAUGCUUCUGAAGUCCUGCUGCUGGAAACUAAGGGGUCUUGUGUUCGAAUCCUGCUUGCAGUUUUGCCCCAGGCAUCUGCUUGAUUGCUGCAAGAACAGGAUGCUGGACCAGAGAGGCCAUUGGCCUGAUCCAGCAGAAGCUCUUUUUUAUAAUAAUUCUUACUGCAUUUUCAGUUUUAUCAUAAUCACAAUUUCCAUACAUAAAUCAAUAAACUCAAACCGCUCUAUCCGAGCGUCGACCUCCUCCCGCCCCUCUUUCUGACUUCCAUACGUAUUUUCUUUAUUCUUCGCAUUUCUGUAACCACUUUUUUACCUUCUCUCUUAUUUUUAUAUUUCCCCUUAAUAAAUGUAAAUCAGUUCCUUCUAUUCUCAUUACAAAACAUUUCAACUCAAAGCUGCAAACUUUUCAGAUGUUUACAAUGUUCUUUCAUAUAUAAUGUGAAUUUGCUCCAGUUCUUUUGAAACGCUGAUUCCGGAUCUUACCCGUCAGCUUUGCAAACUCUACGUAUUCCAGAUCCAGAGGGCUCUUAAUAUGUUCUUAUUUUAAGGUUGAAUGUCUCCAAUGGGGGGAAAUGCAAGAGCAAUUCCAAAUUCCCUGUAUUUGAGCAUUCAGCUCAGAAAGAGAGUAGAUCUCUCUCUCUCUCUCUCUCUCUCUCUCUCUCUCUCUCUCAUACACACACACACACACACAGUGUAGCUCUAGAAACUCCCUUUCUCCUCCCGCCAGAACACCUUCCCAGAUCUCCCUUAGUUAUUUACCCAGCCACUCCCAGCAGCAGAUGUGCCGUAUUGGCGAAACUGCCUUUGCAACUGCGAGAGGAAGAAAGAGCAAACCGGGAAAGGACACUUUCCCUAGACGGAGGUUUGCAUGCAGGUGGUGCUUCUGCAAUUUUCAGCAGCUGUGCGAAUGGGUGCAUGGGCUGCCUGGCCAGCUGGCCUGCCGCUGACUCCCUUCUUUGCUUCCUCUCGAACCCGCUUCCUGCUCAAAAACACCUGCGGUAAAACUCUGCCAGGCCAACAGCUCACCAAGUGCCCAGAAGCUGGCUAGGGCUGCUUUGAAAAGUGGUGGUUCUGGGGGAGGCUCCCACAAAGCCGCUGCUUUUUGCAAUUUAGUGAUGGUCAGCCGACUCAGGAUCAACAUGGUGCCCUCCAGGGGCUUCCCAUUCGGCGCUGAUGGGAAUUGUAGUCUGAAGUAUCUAUAGGGCACCAGCUUGACAGCGUCUGCCCUUGCAUUUUGCAGCUUGGGCAAAGGAGGAGGGCAGGUGAACUUCAGCUGGAAUUGUGACCAAAGUUUUGCCUCAAUUGAAGCAAGUUUGGGGGUUCUCUGCAGCGAGGUGGCGCUCAAAGUUUUGCUCCUUUCUGAAUUCUUGGCCCUGGUUCAAGCCGGGUUCUUUGCAUUUCUAAUGGUCCAGCCUCGCUUUAACCAGUGGUUCCCAGAGUGGGUGGUACCACCCCCCUGGGGAGGGCAGUGGGGUUACCAGGGAGGGUGAUAAGAGGCAGGGGGGCAGCAAGGGGCCGCUGGAGGCGCAAAUGGCUUAGCAGACCUAGAAAAACCGUUACCGCUGGAUCAAGUUUGUCGGUUUUGUUGAAUUAAACUAAAUAGCUUGAAUUGGACUUUGAGUAAAUGUGCCAUGAAUUGUUACUGUUCUGAUUUAUAUUGCGUUAUUACUUUCCUUAGGGACACAGGUGGCACUGUGGAUUAAACCACAGCCUCUUGGACUUGCCAAUCAGAAGGUUGACAGUUCGAAUCCCCAUGACGGGGUGAGCUCCCGUUGCUCGGUCCCAGCUCCUGCCCACCUAGCAGUUCGAAAGCACGUCAAAGUGCAAGUAGAUAAAUAGGUACCACUCUGGCGGGAAGGUAAACGGCGUUUCCGUGCCCUGCUCUGGUUCGCCAGAAGCGGCUUAGUUCUGCUGGCCACAUGACCCGGAAGCCGUACGCCGGCUCCCUCGGCCAGUAAAGCAAGAUGAGUGCCGCAACCCCAGAGUCGGCCAUGACUGGACCCAAUGGUCAGGGGUCCCUUUACCUUUUAUUACUUUCCUAAGUGGGUUGUGCAAACCGCUAUUUUGAAUUGUGCUUUUUAUAGGAUCAAGGGGGCUGAUUUUUUGAACUUACGGAAAACUUUUUUCCAGAUUAACAACUGCCUUGCGCCAUUUUUAUGGGGCUGGGGGGAAGUGACUGGCUCAGGUGUUUUCAUGGAUCGAAAUUAUGUAUUUCGCAAAAUUUAUGCACUACUGUAGUUGAUUGUGGGGGGGGAAAGCAGUUUACAGAAAGAUAAAAGGAAGAGAUUUUCAGCAGCGGUUUGAAACAUAAAUGCUAAAUCCACACCAACUUUCUAAGCACCUGGUUUUUAGCAGGCGCCAAGAGAGUACCGUGAAUGUAGGUAUCAAGGGGCAGGGAGUUCCAAAGUGCACAAAAAAACAGCCGAGUUCCUACAAGCUGAGACAGUGCAUGAAAGCUCUGCAAAUCUGCAAGGGUAAAAGGCAGCGUAACCUGGGCUGUGGGUCUGGCCUUCUUGGGAACGGAGGGGGCCGCAUCUGUUGACACGCCAAGAGCCAUUGAAUCGGAGCGUGGAGAGCGGGGCACCGUCGCCAGGGCAACCUCCACGCGCCAGCCACAGCCAAUCCUGGCCAAUUCUCCGUGGCGCGGCGCCAGCCCUCCUUCCCUGCCUUUGGGUAAAGGUCACUUGAGUCAUUCCUAAUGGGGCUGCUUUUGCCUUUGGUUGGGUUAUUGUUGUGUUUGCUUGUUCUUCUUUGCCGUCCUUUGGCUGUGAGGUCCGUGACGUGUGCCAGGAGACGAAGACCUCCUUUGUCCAGGCUCUGGAAGAUGGCAUGGGGUGGGGGUGGGAUCACCGAGGAGGGGUGGCAGGGAAAGCCAGUGGCCCACCCCCCAACCGUUUGCAAGCUUGCAUUCCCGUUCCCUCUUUGCUUCGCGCUUCCCCACCCGCAAAGGAUUGCAAAACCUUGGAAGACCUUUAAUCUCCAUUAUCUGGACGGCUGGUAUUUGAGGCUUUGGCAAACCGCCCUUCUUGGAAAGGGAUCUAUACAGGGCUGGAUUGAGGUUUGAUGAGGCCCUAAGCUCCUGAUGGUAAUGGGGCCCUUUCUAUGUCCAGCUGUCCUUUGUCAACAACAAAUUGUCCCCGUUUUUUGUGUUGCAUAUACAGUGGUACCUCGGGUUAAGUACUUAAUUCGUUCCGGAGGUCCGUUCUUAACCUGAAACUGUUCUUAACCUGAAGCACCACUUUACCUAAUGGGGCCUCCUGCUGCCGCCGUGCCGCUGGAGCACAAUUUCUGUUCUUAUCCUGAAGCAAAGUUCUUAUCCUGAAGUGCUAUUUCUGGGUUAGCAGAGUCUGUAAUCUGAAGGGUAUGUAACCUGAAGAGUAUGUAACCCGAGGUACCACUGUAUGCUAUAUAUAUGUAGGGGCGCGGGUGGCGCUGUGGGUUAAACCACAGAGCCUAGGACUUGCUGAUCAGAAGGGCAGCGGUUCGAAUCCGCUCGAUGGGGUGAGUUCCCAUUGCUCGGUCCCAGCUCCUGCCAACCUAGCAGUUUGAAAGCAUGUCAAAGUGCAAGUAGAUAAAUAGGUACUGCUCCGGUGGGAAGGUAAACGGCGUUUCCAUGCGCUGCUCUGGUUCGCCAGAAGCGGCUUAGUCAUGCUGGCCACAUGACCCGGAAGCUGUACGCCGGCUCCCUAGGCCAGUAAAGCGAGAUGAGCGCCGCAGCCCCAGUACCUUUAUAUGCUAUAUGGUCACUUAUGGAACUAAUAAGUACCUAAAGGUAUCUAAAGCCAUUUGCACAUAACAAAAUAUGUAUUUUAUCAAAGUAACUGUUGAACUGAAAUACAAUUAAGAAGUAUAUACCAGUCCAUGCAGAAUGUAGGCACUCUAUAUAUAGAAAGGAGCAAACAAGAGAUCUUUGGGGGAGCAGGCUAGCAGGUGGGGCCCAUGACUUAUAUCAUAGGAGCCUACACAACACAAAACACUGUUGCUGGAUGUAGGUUUUAUUUUAUUAGAUUUUUUUUUCUUAUAUUUUGGAAAUGUACAUCCAGGUGUUUUUUUUCCUUUAAUUUUUUUGGGGGGGCCCCAAGAGAGUGGGGCCCUAAGCUACAGCUUGUUUAGCUUAUACGUAAAUCCGGCACUGUAUCUAUAUGGCGUGGUUUCUUGUACAAAUAUUGCGGCACAUGGGAGCACAGCUUCCUGCAUGGCGGAGGGUUGGACUAGAUGGUCCCUGGGGAACCCCUUCCAACUCUGCCAUUCUUUGGCAGACCAGUACUGAACCAGAGACUUUUCCGCAAACAGAGCCCACCCUGAACUUCUUUUUUCCAUCCCAUUCUCUUUGCUCCCGAUUGUUCUCAGCCAGCUGAGGAUUUAGCGGCUGGCUCUCUCCCGAAGCCCAAAAAGGGGUCCCUAAACCAGCAUUUCCCAACCUUGGGCCUCCAGAUGUUUUUGGACUACAACUCCCAUAAUCCUCAGCUAGCAAGACCAGUGGUCAGGGAUGAUGGGAAUUGUAGUUCGAAAACAGCUGGAGGCCCAAGCUUGGGAAACACUGCCCUAAACAACUCAAGGAUGUUCCCGACCACUCCUUUUAAAAAAUGCUAUUGAUUUUUCAACAAGCAGAAGAAAAAGAGGCCAGAAAAGGCCAAUCUCUAGGCAGACUGUCCCUGGAUCAAGGGACUGAGUUUCUCAAUAUUCCUUCUUUUAAGUUCUCAAAGCUCUUAACCCGGCUCAAGGUUGUCAUCUGAAAUGUUUACCUGAGAAUCGAUCGCAGUCAGCCCAUCCUUUGAAAAACAAGUCUUGCCCCAAAAUGGCAACUAGAUGUUGCGUUUUGGCAACUGCAACCUAGGUUUAAGGAGCCAUUUGGCCCCUGGCUUGAAUACCUGCGUUUCUAUCCCUGGCCAUAGCUAGUUGGGUUUCGUGGAAGAUAAUAAUAAUAAUGAUGAUGAUGAUGAUUUAUUUAUACCCCUCCCUCCCCAGCCAGAGCCAGGCUCAGGGUGGCUAACACCAGUAAAAUUACAGUAAAAAUAUAAUGGGGGGGGGACAAUUUAAAAUACAGGUUAAAAUGCCAUUUCAAAUGCAGCCUCAUUUUAAAAGUAGCCCAUAGACACUCAAUGUGGCUCUGCCCUUCCUCCACAGCUGGAAACGGCAGGAGGGGAGAGGGGUCUCGGGUUCAAAUGCUGCUUGAGGAUUUCCCACUGAGUCAUCUCUUUGGCCACUGGGAGAACAGGAUGCUGGACUGGAAGGGCUGUGGGCCUGACCCAGCAGGCUCUCCUUGUGGCCUCAGGUUAUGACAGCUUUCCGCAACCUGUUUUGGACCACAGCUGGGAUGGCCAGGAACACCUGGAACGCACCAAGUUGGAGUGCGUGAUUUGGGAGAAGGACGUUUCACGGGCUCCUCCACGACGUCCGGUGGUCCGUUGCUGGAAUGUCAGUGCCUGUUUCUAAACACUCCUCUGUUUUGAAGAACUGGAGCUUAAAAUUAACAGGCAUUUCCUGCGGGAACAUUUUUUCCCCUUUUGGUGAAUAUCCAGACCGGAGGAGAGCCGAGAGCCUUGAGCCGCACAUUCCCUUCAGCCAGUGAAGCCACAAAUCCAUGACUCUUGUUCCCAGAAAGCGCCCCCCCCCCCGUCCCUGUAUUCCCUGCAUUUCAUCUCCCACAAGGUUGAUCCUUUUCUGGGCCGGCCGAUAACAUUUUUAACAAGUCCAUCCAGAUGUGGUGAGGUUCCUUGCCUUUCACCUCAUUUUUAGCUACUCUUGAUUUUAAUUAUCUUUGGAGUGUUUUUACACCCCUCUUUUUGUCAUGAUGAGUAUUUAAAUAUUUUGCUUUACGUUUCUGUCAAUGGCUGGGAGGUUUUCUCGCAUUCAAGCCUGUGUUUCAGGGGGUUGGGCUGGAUGACCCUCGGGGUCCCUUCCGACUGUUCUUCUUCCGUCACGCCAAAGGGGACAAGGAGCCACUUGCAGCCCUCUCCCCUCCACAGCCUUUGACUGGCCAAGCCCAGUUCCCAAAUAUGCCGGCUCUGGGAAGUGGCUGGGAAGCGCUGUGUUGGGAAACACAUUUGGCCGACCCGACUUUCUAGACAGCUUCCAAGGGUGCACCUGCAAAUGAAAUCAACACACAUCUGAUACCCUAGUUUCCAAGUUGCAAAGGUGGCUUGAAUAAUGGACGAAGGAAUAAAGAGCAAGUUUUGCUGAAUCUGCAGUAUAGAAAGAUGGUUUCCAUAUCGCUGUUAAAACUUAAGACCCAGACGACUGGCAGGUCAAGAUGGUGGAGUACGUAGAGAUGGAUGGCCAAGUUGACGGGGAAGAUCCGGAAUCAGCGUGACGAACUGUUUCCAAAGGACUGGAACAAAUUUAUACUUUAUAUGAAAGAAAAUUGUAAACAUCUGAAAACGUUUGUAGGUUUGAACUGAAAUGUUUUGUAAUGUAAAUAUAAGGAACUGAUUUACCUAUAACAAGGUGAAAUAUUACAAUAAGAUAAAAGGGAGGGAAGGAGGUCGAUGCUCUUAUAGAGUAAUGUAUUAAGUUAUAAAAUUAUGUAACAAAACAUGAUUAUGAUAAAAGUGGGAAAUUAAAUAAAAAUUAUUUAUAAAAAAUAUAAAAAUAAAAUAAAACUUAAGACCCAGACAAGUGAAAGGCAACAUGAUAGAAGUAGACAGAGAAAAGAUUUCCUCGUGCUGUCCUGACAUCAUAACUUGUAGGCAUCUUAUGAAUCUGAAUGUUGGGACAUAUUUUCCAAAAAUUCUUCACGCUGCGCAGUUAACCUAUGGAACUCCCUCCCACAGGAGGCAGGGAUGGCCACCAACUUGGGUGGCUUGAAAAGAGGAUGAGACAGACCUGUGAAGAAAUCAGAAGCUUCUGGAACAUAGUAUAUGACGAGCUUAAAAAAAUGUCUAAGUAUAACUUUAUGGAAAAUACAGAAGCUUUUCUACUAGGGAUAACGGACACAGGUAUAGCAAAAGAAGAUCAGAAGAUAUUCCUCUAUGCCACAGGAGCGGCAAGGAUCCUAAUUGCUAAAAACUGGAAAAAAGAAACUGUGCCAACAAAAAAGGAAUGGCAAGACAAACUGUUAGAGUCUAUUGAACUGGCUAGAUUAACAGGCAAUGAGAGCUCACACUAGACAAGAGUUUUGAAAAGCAUGGGGAAAAUGCAGAGAAUACUUCACAAAACAGCGCCCUAAAAUACAUACCUGGACUUGUUUCGAUUAAUGUCUGCAGGAGACUUUGUGGAUAUUUAAGUCAUAAUCAGAAAAAUCUUAAUUAUUCAUAAAGGAAACAGCUUAUAAGAAGUAAAUAAGGAGGCCAGGUACAGGAUAAAGGAAGUCUUUUAUUUGGUUGUUUGUAUUGCUGUAUGUUAUGCUGUGUGUUAAACCACAGAGCCUAGGACUUGCCGAUCAGAAGGUCGGUGGUUUGAAUCCCUGCAACGGGGUGAGCUCCUGUCGCUCAGUCCCUGCUCCUGCCAACCUAGCAGUUCGAAAGCAUGUCAAAGUGCAAGUAGAUAAAUAGGUGCCGCUCCAGCGGGAAGGUAAAAGGCGUUUCCAUGCGCUACUCUGGUUCGCCAGAAGCAGCUUAGUCCUGCUGGCCACAUGACCCGGAAGCUGUACGCCGGCUCCCUAGGCCAGUAAAGUGAGAUGGGCGCCGCAACCCCAGAGUCGGCCACAACUGGACCUAAUGGUCAGAGGUCCCUUUACCUUUAUGUUAUGCUCAUUGUAUGUUAUGUUCACGUUUAGUGAGGGUGGAUUUCUGUUUGGAGGGUGGGGGGUUUAUGUUAUGUUGUAAAUAAAAUUUCCAAUGAAAGAAAGGAAAGGAAAGAGGAUGAGACAAAUUUGUGGGGAAGGAGAGGGCUACCGAUGGCUACCAGGAAGGAUGACUUUGCCCUGCCCUCCAAAAGCUGGUGGCAGCGAUGAUUCUGAAUCCCAGUUCCUGGGAACUGCAGGACAGGAUUGUGUUGGUCUUGUGCUUGAAUCCUGAUUGCUGGUUUCCCACGGGCGUCUGGUUGUGAGAACAGGAUGCUGGCCUCGAUGGGUCCCUCCACCCCCUUCUCCCAAAGCAACAAACAGUCCCUGGUGCCUCCUUGCACAUCCUUCUGUGCCGCUUCUCCCCAGGGAGGGGGAGCGUCCAAGUCUGCAGCCAAGGAAGGGGCGUGUGCGGGGAAGAGGAGAACAAAAGGCCUGGCAGGGCAGGAGAGAAGGCGAAGGGCAGGGGGAGAAACAAGAAGCUGAAGCACGCUCUCUCCUUCCUUCCUCUUGCCUGUGUGUCACCCCACAGGCCCUUUUCUACUUAAGGAUGAAAGGGGAAGCAUUUACUUCCGGGUUCCGAAACGUUCGUCAGUGGAGACGUUCGAGAACCGAGGUACCACUGUGCCAAUAUUUUUAUUGUCAGCACCAAAGGAAGCACAUAUUAAUGAUUUCUGCUAAAAAUGUGUCACAUGUGAAUUGCAGAUUAAAUCACGCUUAUCAAAAUAAUAAAUAAAAGGUUUGCUGACACCCCCCCCCCAGUGGCGACUAGACAUUCUGUUUUGGCACUCACAACUGUAAGUUCCACAGUUUAACUACGUGCUACGUGAAUCUUCCAACGUCCGGUUUCAUUUGACGUCAACCUGUUCUAGGGUUAGGAGACAGAUUGAAAAACUUCACUUUCUCCACUUUCUCCAGGCUAUCUGGAGAAUCCCCCCUGAUCCUGUUCUGGUGCUUUAAUUUUUAAGGGACAAUUGCAGACAUCCUGGGACGUAAGCCCCAAAGCACACACAUCUACAGCCACUGACUGGAAGCUGCCCGUCUGGUCACCAGAUCCAGAAUCGCAAAAACGUGGGCGACUUCCUUUUGGUGUGCCAUCGUUGGCGUGGUGUUUCGUUCAAGCUGUUCCUUCCCUUGGCCUCUUGUGUUUGUUUUCAUUUUAUUUUCAAAAUACAGGAGAGAGAGAAAAAAAACUACCCAGUGGAACACUUCUCUUUGAAGCUGAUCUCCUGCUGUGCCUUUUCUUUCAGUUUUGAUAAUAAUUUAUUAAUUUUCCAAAAAGGUAACAUAAAAAAUAAGCAUAAAAACAACACUAUAUAAUGAAGAAAGGGGGGGAACCAUCAUAAUCAAAAAUUUUAAACCAUAAAUUUUGCUUCCCUCCCCUCCUCUUGGUUUCAUUGUUUAAUACUUGUUCACGCACGUCCUUAUAACCUUAUAAUCUUAAUACAGUGGUACCUCUGGUUGUGAACAGGAUCCGUUCCGGAGCCCCGUUCGCAACAUGAGCAGAACACAAUCUGCAUGGGUCACGAUUCGCUGCUUCUGCACAUGCGCGUGACAUCAUUUUGAGCGUCUGCGCAUGCGCAAGCGGCAAAACCCGGAAGUAACCCGUUCCGUUACUUCUGGGUCGCCAUGGGAUGUAUCCUGAAAGAACGUAACCUGAACUGAACGUAACAAGAGGUAUGACUGUAAUCCAAUUUUUCAAGCCUUGUUUAUCUUAAUACAAGUGAGUUUUGACCUGGUGUGCCUUUUCAAAACUGCCCAUGGAAAGAAGGCAGCCUACAAAAUCUGAGGGGGACAUUUAGAAUCGCAGAAUUGCAGAUUUGGAAGGGACCCUGGGGGUCAUCUAGUCCAACCCCCCUGCAAUGAAGGAAUCACAGCUAAAUAAUCCCUGACAUUUGGCCAGCCAACCUCUGUUUAAAACCCUCCAAGGAAGGAAGAGUCCACCACUGUCUGAGGGUCUUUGUACCACUGCUGGACAGCUCUUGCCCUCAGAAAGUCCUUCCUGGUGUUUAGUCAGAAUCUCCUUUCUUUUUCUUCUUUUUUUGGAUUUUAUAAACUUUAUUGGAAUUCAGCAAUAUCAACAACAACAAAACCCACAGUAGUUGCUACAUCAAAUCAUGACAAUUAACCAAUUUAAACAUUUUAUAAAUACUACUAAGGAAAUUACAUAGCAUCACUUUUAACUUACUGAGGUUUUCAUAAUACGCUUUUAUCUCUUUAUCUUUUCCAUAACGUAUCAGAAAGAGAAGGACCAAGGAAGGAAGCACAAAAAGAGAGAAAAAGAAGAGGGGGGGUGAAGGGAAGGGGGGAAAGGAGGAAGGGAAGAAACCAAAGGGAAAAAACCCGAAAGCAAAAUAAACAUACCGUAUUUUUCGCCCCAUAGGACGCACCUAGUUUUUUUUGGGGGGGGGGGAAAUAAAGAAAAAAAAAAAUUUCCCCCCAGGCCGGGGCUGGCGCGGGGGAAACCCGAGCUUCCCCCAAUCCCAGCCCCGAGAACAGCCUGCUAUCCGCAAGCCUAGGGAGGCCAGCGGUAAGUCGCGCCGGUCUCCCCAGGCUUCGGAAAGCAGGCAGCUCUGCGCAGCCGUCGGGAGGCGGGUGCGAAGUGGCACCGUUCUCCCGAGGGUUGCGCAGAGCUUCCUGAAGCCUGGAGAGCGAGAGGGGGCGGUGCGCACUGACCCCUCUCGCUCUCCAGGCUUCAGCGAAAGCCUGCAUUCGCCCCAUAGGACGCACACACAUUUCCCCUUCAUUUUUGGAGAGGAAAAAGUGCGUCCUAUAGGGCUAAAAAUACGGUAAUUGACUUCCGAUUAGACUCAUUGUAUUAUUAUUUCUACAGUUUUUUCACACACAGUUCCAAAUUAUUGUAUUUCUUUCUUUGUUUUCAUCAUAUGUCCAGAAAAACAUUAUGUUUGUUGUUUUACAAGGAUCAUUCUAUUUCUAUCGUAGGAGAUGUUUGUUAUUGUAAUACUUUUCCAAAUAUUCUUUAAAGAUUUUCCUUUCUUUCUGUACUUUCUGUUUUGGAUACCCUCUAAUUCUCCCUGUCAUCGUAGGCAUCUGUAGAUAUUGGACCUGCCACUCAUUUAUCGUAGGUGUUUUGUCACUUUUCCAGUUUUUUGCAAUUAAGAUCCUGGCUGCUACUAUUGUAUACAUAAAAAGUGGUCUAUAUUCUUUUUUGAUUUCUAGUGACAUUAUUCCCAGGAGAAAGGUUUCGGGGUUUUUUCUUAAAUGAAAACUUAAAUAGUUUUUUUAAUUCAUUGUAGAUGUUAUUCCAAAAUUCUUUAAUGGCUGUGCAUUCCCACCACAUGUGCAUUUAUGGCCCUAUGCCAUCCUUACACCUCCAGCAUAGAAUCUCCUUUCUUAUAACUUAUAGAUCAUAGAAUCGUAGAUUUGGAAGGGACCCUGGGGUCAUCUAGUCCAACCCCCUGCAAUCCCAAUCAACCAACUUGAACCCAUUGCUUCAGGUCCUACCCUCCAGACAAGCUUGCUCCCUCUUCCAUGGGGCAGCCCUUGAGAUAUUUGAAGAUGGGUCUCUCAUCUCCUCUCAGCCUCCUCUUUUCCAGGCUAAAUGUACCCAGCUCCUUCGACCAUUCCUCAUCAGGCCUCCUCUGCACACCUCCCAGCUUGCCGGUACCCUUCUUAAACUGUGGCACUUUUGGGUGGUUGUUCCGUUUUAAAGAGAUGAGCCUUUCUCCAAAUGUGUGCCAAGGGCAAAUCGGUGCUCCUUUUGCUUAGAUUUAAGCCACUAAAAAAAAAAUCACCUUUUGCCCCUGGUUCCUCAAAAUGGCUCUGCAUGUUCCGCUUUGCGACUUCCUUGCGGUGUUUGUGGGAAGUGGAGAUUUGUGCAUUGCAAGGGAACGCUGCCUGCUCCCUCUUUCUGCAGUUCCUACUUCCUUGUGUCUUCUUUUUUUAUUUUUAUAAAUUUUUAUUAGGUUUUACAAUUGGAUAUUCGACACAUUUGACACAUAAAAAUAAAAAAGGGAAUUCCCCCCCCCAGUGACUUCCCUCAACUUCCCCUUCUUGUUCUUUAAAUAUAUGCUACUUCUGCUUAAUUUUAUCUUACUUUCUAUGAUUUUUUUUUGCUAAACACUCUUAUAUUCUUAUCAUUUUGAUACCAAAUUUCCAUUCAAAUGACAUCUUGCACUUAAUUAAUUUCCAUAUUGUUGUUUCUUAACCGUCCACUUAUUUUCUUAAUUGUCAGCGUUUACUCAAACCCUACUAGUAAGUCCAAUUCUUUAUACUGUUUCUGUAGAGACCGCACAAAUGCUUCCCAGUCUUUAUUUUAAAGUCUCUAUUGUCAUUGUCUCUAAGUCUUCCUGUACGUUCCGCAAUUUCUGCGUAUUCCAUAAGUUUAACUUGCCAUUCUUCCUUCGUUGGUAUCUUACCGUCCUUCCAUUUUUGGGCUAGUAAUAUCCUAGUGGCUGUUGUGGCAUACAUAAAUGACUUCAUCCACUCUUUUGGCAAUUCCUGCGCUACAAUACCUAUCAAGAAAGCUUCUGGCAUUUUAACAAAAGUUAUCUUAAAGUUCUUCUUCAGUUCAUUAUAAAUCAUUUCCCAAUAGUUUUUGAUUACUUUACAGCUCCACCAAAUAUGAUAAAACGUACCUUCUAACUCUUUACAUUUCCAGCACUUUUAAGAGUUUGUUCUGUACAUUUUUGUAAGUUUUAACAGGAGUCAUGUCCCAUCGACUUCCUUGUGUCUUGGGAAGAAGUUCUGGGCUCUGGGAUGAUAACUGAGGCUUCGGUCAGAAGCGUUGACCUCCUCCCUCACUUUCUCCGUUCUCUCUUUUCUUUCAGUGUGCCGAGAUUUUGCCGUCCUCGAGGAUCACACUCUGGCCCACAGCCUGCAAGAACAAGAAAGUACGUCUCGCCUGGCAGGUGGAACUGGGUUCUGCGAUGUGCAUUUAACCGUUAUCGUUCUGAAUGUCCUUGCGUUUUGGUCCCACGCAGACCGCUUUUCUGAAUAAUGUUUUUAUAGGGUGCGGAACCAAAAGGGGGUGGAAACCCCCAUUAUUUCCUCCACCCUGCGGAAGGGGCCAGCGAGAGAGUGGGGUCCCCCUUGGGGCGCAGCCAAGAGGGUGUUUUGGUCCUCCCAGACCCGCAGCCGAAUUAAACAUGCCUGUUCUUGUGUCCUCUUGCAGUUGAGCAUCAUUUGGCGACCAAUGUGCAACGCAACCGCCUAGUACAGUAUGACUUGCAGAUGGCCAAGCAGCUUCAGGAAGAGGAGGACCGCAAGGCACGGGCCCGGAUCCAGGAGCGGCACAAAGACCUGUGAGUGUGCGGGAUGCGGGGGCCCUUUUGCCUCUGGGCUGCCCCCUCCCUGGUUUAGCUGGGCAGAACCAAGCGGAGCCCGUUGCUCCCUGAAGACUCUGGCGCAGUUCGGCUUUCCCAACCUGGUGCCCCCCAGAUGUUCCGGACUGCAACUCCCAUCUGUGCCUUCUUAGUUUAGAGAAAAGGGGUGACAUGAUAGAAGUUUAUAAAAACCAUUUAUGUCAUGGAUAAAGUGGAGAUUUAACACUAGAACUUGUGGACAUAGAAUUGUGGUGUUUGCAGAGAUGCCAAGGGCCAACCAAAUCAAGGUUCCCCAAACUUUGGUCUCCAGAUGUUUUUGGACUACAUCUCCUCCACCAGGGCCAGGGCCUUCUCAGUGAUGGCUCCGACCUGGUGGAACGCUCUGUCCCAUGAGACCAGUGCCCUGCAGCAUUUAACCUCCUUUCGCCCAGCCUGUAAGACAGAGCUAUUCCACCUGGCUUUCAAUUUGAACUUAGCCUGAUCUUUUAUUCCCCUUUCUUCCCUCCCUCUCUCCUUUUAUGAAGAUUCCCUACUCUAGGAUCCCACAGCUAAUUCUCCCCUGGUCUCCUCGCUGGCCCAAAUAGGACUAAUUUAGCCAGCUAGCCCUGGGGAUCAUCUAAUGUUUAUUGGAUGGAUUUCCCCCUAAAUUGAUUUUUGAAUUCUGAAUUUAUUGUUAUUCACGUUUUAUACUGUAUUUUAUGCUGUUUUUUGUUGCAUCGAAUUAAGUGUUUUAAAUUUGUUGUUAGCCGCCCUGAGCCUGGUUUUCUGAACCGGGAAGGGCAGGGUAUAAAUUAUUAUUAUUAUUACUAUUAUCAUUCAUUGCUUCUAAGUAGGGAUGAUGGGAUUUGUAGUCCAAAACCAGCCGGAGACCCGGGUUUGGGGCGCCCUGGUCUAGUCCAGCCCCCUGCAACGUAGAAAUCUCAUCUGAAUCUCUUCUGGUGAAAGUUAACGUUUGACAUUUCAGGACAGGGAAAUGGAAGUCCUUCUUCACGCAGCACAUAGUCUAAACUUUGGGACUCCCUGCCACAGGAGUCAGGGAUGGCCACCAACUUGGAUGGCUUUAAAAGAGGAUUGGACAAAUUCUGGGAGGAGAAGGGGGCUUCUGAUGGCUGCUAGCCAGGAUGGCUGCUCUUUCUGCAGUUGGAGCCAGCGACGCUUCUGAAAAAGAUUCACAUAAAGCGAAACGGCAGCUGUAUCUCAGCCUUCCCCAACUUGGUGCUCUUCAGGCAUUGCAUGGGGCAGGGGGGCCCAUGGGCACAACAGAAGAGGAGUGUACUGGAUCUGACCAACGGCCCAUCUAGUCCAGCACCCUGUUCUCUUUUUUUAUAAUAUUUUUUUAUUCAUUUUAACAUACAAAUUAUAAAAUGUACCACAAAACUCAUCACUUAUACAGUGGUGCCUCGCAAGACGAAAAGAAUCCGUUCCGCGAGUCUCUUUGUCUUGCGGUUUUUUCGUCUUGCGAAGCAAGCCGUUUAGUGGAUUAGCGCUAUUAGCGGCUUAGCGGGCUUAGCAGAUCAGCUGAUAAGCGGCUUAGUGGCUUAACGGAUCAGCUGUUAAGCGGCUUAGUGGCUUAGCGGAUCAGCUGAUAAGCGGCUUAGCGGCUUGGGAAAAAGGGGGGGGGAAGGAAAAAAACCCCGCAGGAACUCGCAAGACAUUUUCGUCUUGCGAAGCAAGCCCAUAGGAAAUUCGUUUUGCGAAGCACCUCCAAAAUGGAAAACCCUUUCGUCUAGCGGGUUUUCCGUCUUGCGAGGCAUUCGUCUUGCGGGGCACCACUGUACAAUCUUUUUGGACUUCCAUUUGCCCUUCUGAUGAUCCACCGUUUUAACCACUUCUUAUGCAUUUCUUAACUUUAUGUUGCCUUUACAUCUCUUAACAAAUCCUCCUCCCCCUUGUCCAUUUUUACAAUACUUCUAAUAAUACUCCUCACAAAACGUCUUGCAACCCUACAAACGUCGUCUGUUCUUCACAAUUACUUUUCAAAUAGUCCGUAAAUUUACUCCAGUCUUCCGUGAAUUUUUGGUCUUGCCGGUUUCGAAUCCUUCCUGUUAGUUUAUCUCCAGCACCCGGUUCUCACAGCUGCCAACCAGAUGUUUGUGGGAGACCAGCGUGCAGGAUUCGAACACAGGAGCAAUACUCUCGCCUCCUGGGGAUUCCCGCAACUGGAAUUCAGAAGCAUCGCUGCCUCCAGCUGCACUCCAUAGUUUAACUAUACGCCAAAACAGUGAAUCUCGACCUUUUUGCGACUUUGGCCCCCUUCCGACCUUGUUUCCUUCCUGUGCCACACACACAAAACCCGGUAGAAAGGUAGCUAUUUUGCCUGUAGAUAGAAGACGUUUUAUUUACAGUCAAAUCUCGGUGGUAGAAUGUAAUCCGUUCCGGAAGCCCGUUCGGCUUCCCAAACGUUCAACAGCAGAGCCGCGGCUUCCGAUUGGUUGCAAAAGCUUCUUGUACUCAAGCAGAAACUGUGCUGGAUGUUCGGGUACUGAAAAACGUUAGAAAACCAGGGCAUUUACUUCCAGCUUUUUGGCAUUCGGUAGCCGAAACAUUCCAAAACGGAGCCGUCCGAGAACUGAGGUUUGACUGUAUCAUUUUUAUAUAAAUUCUAUUAUUUCACCUGUGCCCCCUUUAGAAUAUCCCGGGGGGCCCAGGAGGCCAUAUGGCCCCUGGUUGAGAAACACUGCAUUAAGGGUUCAAAAGUUGCACCGGAAGAAAAAGUUGCAUGAGUUGUUUUUUCCGUUUCUGUUUUGAGAGUGUUUCCCGUCUUGGUCGCUCAUCUCUCAAUGAGAAGCCGGGGUCCUGGGCUGCAUUUUCUCUCUGCCUUCUACCCCCCCCCCAUUCUCUUUUUCUCUUUUCCCAUGGACUCCCACCUCUCACCUUUUCCCCUCGGCCACCCCCUCCCCUUUGUCUCUUCCCAGGGAGAGGCAGGACUGUGAGAUAGCUCAGGAAAUUCAAGUCAAGCUGGUCAUUGAGGCAGAACAGCGGCGUCGCCAAGAAGAGGACGAUGAGGUCAGUCCUUUGGUGUCGUGGGCAGGGAGGAAAGUGACUGAUCUCGGGCCAAAUCUCACGUCUUUAAAGGGAAGCGGAGAGGGGGAGAGAACCAUCGCCAGAACACAGAAGUUGAUUUUUGACUUGCAGCCGUGCAUGUCGAAAACAAGGCUGCCAGGAACUUGUCCCCAGUAACGAAUAUUUCUAGGUGCAGGGAUAAUAAUAAUAUAAUAAUUUAUUAUUUGUACCCCGCCCAUCUGGCUGGGUUUCCCCAGCCACUCUGGGCGGCUUCCACAGAACAAAAAAUACACUAAAAUAUCACACAUUAAAAACUUCCCUGAACAGGGCUGCCAAGGAGAGUUAGGGGUCCGUUAAGCUGCGUUUGCUACUGCGGAGGCAACAGCAGGAAGCAGCAAAUCAAAAGCAAAUUUCAUUUCAUUGCAGAGGGGAUCAAAAGGGUCAUCAAGUCCAACGCUCCCUCUCAAGGUUUCAGGUCUCCUGGGAAGCCCGAUCAACAACUCCUUGUCUCUUGUUACGUUGCGUUCGCGUUUUUUUAUAGAAUGCCUUUCAGCUAAAAAAAAUCCCCCAAGAAUAAACAGAUGCAAUAAUGGAAAUGCAAACAAUAGAAAUUCGAAGUAUGUCAAUGGUAACGUGUGUAGGAACCUAAUAGCAUCUAGCUUAUUUUUAGCUGCAGUUUUGUCAGUAUUGUUUAAGGUAAAGUAAAGGGACCCCUGACAGUUAAGUCUGCGGUUGCGGCGCUCAUCUUGCUGUACUGGCCAAGGGAGCUGGCGUUUGUCCGCUUCCGCAGACAGUUUUUCUGGGUCAUGUGGCCAGCAGGACUAAGCCGCUUCUGGCAAACCAGAGCAGCGCACGGAAACGCCAUUUAGCUUCCCGCCGGAGUGGUACCUAUUUAUCUGCUUGCACUUUGACGUGCUUUUGAACUGCUAGGUUGGCAGGAGCAGGGACCGAGCAAUGGGAGCUCACCCUGACACGGGGAUUCGAACCGCCAACCUUCUGAUUGGCAAGUCCAAGAGCCUCAGUGGUUUACACCACAGCGCCAUCCGCCUCCCUGUUUUAUCACUUAUAAAGGCCUUAUUGAUUUGUUAAUCAUAUGAUAAGUCCCACGCUGCAGUUGUGGUGUUUAGCUUAUUGUUUUAGUUGUCAGUUUGUUAAUAGUGGUUUAAAGAUUGCAGUUGUUUUGCUGGUGAUUUUUAAAAAAUAUAUAUAAUAUGAUUUAUGCUGCACUCGCCACGUGCUGCUGUGUUACUGUUAUCUGUAGUGUAUAAUCUGUUUUGGGGUUUGUUUGAAUGAAAAGCGGCGUUAGAAAUACAAUCCAUCCGUCCCUUGAAAGCCAAACACACCCAUGCUCCUGUCCAAAAAGGCAAAAUAAUAACAAUAAUAAUAAUUAAUAAUAAUAACGCCCCACCCAUCUGGGUGGCUCCGAACAGAAUAUUAAAAACACGAUAAAAGACCAAACAUUAAAAACUUCCCUAAACAGGGUUGCCUUCAGAUGUCAGGGGGUUGUUUAUCUCUUUGACAUCUGAUGGGAGGGUGUUCCACAGGGCGGGUGCCACUACCGAGAAGGCCCUCUGCCUGGUUCCCUGUAACUUGGCUUCUCACAAUGAGGGAAACGCCAGAAGGCCCUCAGAGCUGGACCUCAGUGUCUGGGCUGAACGAUGGGGGUGGAGACGCUCCUUUAGGUAUACUGGGCUGAGGCCGUUUAGGGCUUUAAAGGUCAUCACCAGCACUUUGAAUUGUGCUCGGAAACGUACUGGGAGCCAAUGUAGGUCUUUCAAGACCGGUGUUAUGUGGUCUUGGCGGCCGCUCCCAGUCACCAAAGAACUGGCAAGAACGUUCUUUGCGAAAAUGCCAGGGUUUGACCGUCUUCCUUCCUUUAGGACAUUGCUCGGAUCCUGCAGCAGAAGGAGCUUCAAGAGGAGAAGCGUCGGAAGAAGCCCCACCCAGAGCCCUUGCAGAAGAGCACUUACGAUGAGGGGUACUACCCGGAAAGCAGAGGUAAGCGGGACCUCCUCUAGAACCAGGAAGUUUUGUGGUCCUUACCGCAGAUCCAGAAGGCUGUGCAUUGCAUCUUCGCCUUCUGGCCUUCCAGCCCGGGAGGUUUUGUGUCUGCUUGUGGGUCGCAGCAGACGCCAGAGCUGCCUCCGCCAGGUCUGAACUGAUGCCGCCCUGUGCCUCAUCCUGGCAAGGUGUGUUCUCCCGCUUUUAUUCUGGGAAAGCGCUGGAGGUUUCUGGCAUGAUGAAAAAUCAAUUAUUUUUGGAGGAGGACGGAUGCAAUGAGAGCCGGACGGAUCCUGAAUCGGGGACGCUUGCGGGACCGCCUUUCUGAUCACCGCCAAAUGUGUCGUCUCUGGAAAGAUGAUUGCUUCAGACAAGAAAUUGCAGAGGCUUCUCUUCUCUGAAAUGCUUUUGUGAUCAAACGCGCCCUGAUCCUGAGGGUUUCCGUGGGCACCAAAUUGCUGAUUUGCUUUCUGGUUGCUGGUGGCAGGUGCCUCUGCCUUGCCCUCGUUCGCACAUCUGCACAAACCUCUUUUCCUUCAGCUUGCGUGUGUCGGGAAAGCAGAAGGUUCUUGUAGAGGUCUCUUCCUGCUUGCUGCUGCUCAGAAACCUAAGAGGAAAGUGCUGGAUCAGGCCAGAGGGAGCUCCUCUAGUCUAGCAUCCUGUUCUCACUGUGGCUACUCAGAUACAACAAUGCCAUGCCAGUACAAGAGUGAUCUCUCCUCCUCCAUGAAAUUCUCUCAUCCUCUUUUAAAGCCAUCAAGGAUGGUGGCCAUCACUGCAAGAGAGAAUCCUAGAAUUGCAGAGUUGGGUGUAGGGCCGGGCGAUAUCUGGUUUUCAACAUCGCAAUAUAUUGAUACGUCACAACGACUGAAGGAUGGAGCUAUGCACAGGCAUCGUCAGGCUUCGCGGUUUUCCCUGCAUCGUGAAUUUUGCCGACACCUGCUCUUGCAGUUUGCUGCCCUCUUCACGAGACAGGGGAGAGUUGAGGUGGCAGAGGUAAUGGGCUGCAGGAAUCGAGAGAAGCCUUAGCAGGCUUCACGGUUUUCCCCACAAUGUGAUUUUUGCAUUGCACAAAAUUAGGAAACUGACCUCACAAUACAGUGGUACCUUGGUUCUCAAACUUGAUCCGUUCCGGAAGUCCGUUCCAAAACCAAAGCGUUCCAAAACCAAGGCGCUCUUUCCCAUAGAAAGUAAUGCAAAAUGGAUUCCUCCGUUCCAGACUUUUAAAAACAACCCCUAAAACAGCAAUUUAACAUUUAUUUUACUAUCUAACAAGACCACUUGAAAGCAAUAAGCAAUGUACUGCAGUCACACAGUCAGUCACUCGGUAGCUGAACUGGGUUCCACACAGUCACAAAAACAAAACAAAAAAGCCACAAAAAACCCACAAAAUAAAUAGCAAAAACAGACAGACCUCGGUGUAACACUCAAAAUGGAAGUGUGGCGCUCAAACUGGAACACUGACUUCCGGGUUUGCAGUGUUUGGGUUCCAAGUUGUUUGAGUACCAAGGCGUUUGAGAACCAAGGUACCACUGUAUGGGCUUCAAACCAGUUUUGGAUGAUAUAUCAAUAUAUCGCCCAGCCCUGUUGGGUGGGAUCCCAUAGGUCAUCUAGUCCAGCAUUUCCCAACCUUGGGCCUCCAGCUGUUUUUGGACUACAACUCCCAUAAUCCUCAGCUAGCAAGACCAGUGGUCAGGGAUGAUGGGAAUUGUAGUUUGAAAACAGCUGGAGGCCCAAGGUUGGGAAACACUGAUCUAGUCCAACCCCUUGCAAAGCAGGGAGUUCCAUAGUUCGUGGCGGGUUUUCCCACCCAAGUGGAGGAAGAAGGGCACCCCCCCCCCAUUUCCCUCUAGAUCUGUGCUUCUUCUUAACAAGGCAGCCUCAACCUGCCAAAUAUUCCUCCGGCGCAAGCAUCUUUUGCAUGCGAACUAAUAAUGCUUCCUUAGACUAGAAUGGACUCAAAAUGUCACAUUAGCCUGCUAACCCAAGACGGCCACCUUUGGUUGCGUCGCCAUCAUCACCCACCUGUCCUGCCACCGGGGAUGGAGAUCCCUUUAGAAGGAGUCGCUGGAGCCUGAGCCUGUGGGCAGCGCUUGAACGAUGGCCCCUCUCCCCGGUGAAGGGUGCCUGGGGUGCCUUCUGAGCUGCCAUGGAGGUCCAGCCGUGAGCCAGAAAGGGCAGCGGGGAGCCUGGUUUUCAGAUGUCUUCUAAAUGUCAGGUAGUUGUUUAUCUCUUUAUCUGGUAGGAAGGCGUUCCACAGGGCGGGUGCCACGACCGAGAAGGCCCUCUGUCUGGUUCUCUGCAACCUCACUUCUGGCAGAGAGGGAACCACCAGAAGGCCCUCGGCGCUGGGCCUCAGUGUCUGGGCUGAACGAUGGAGGUGGAGACGCUCCUUCAGGUCUACUGAAAUCCAGAGCCCCAACUCACGGGGAGAGACCGCAGCUCAGGGUUAGAGCACCUGUGUCUCUACCUGAAAGCAAAUGGAACCAUACAAUGGCAAAGUUGGAAGAGUCCCCCCAAAGAUCAUCUAGCCCAACUUGCCCCCGCAAAGCAAGAGGCAGUGGGUCCGUGGAAGACCCCCCUCUCUGCUUGAGACCUUGCCAUUCAGAGUAAACAGUAUGGGGCUUAGUGGACCAAGGAUCGGACUCUGUGUAUUUCCCCCCCCCCCCCACAAACAAUUUUUUAUUAAUUUUCCAAAAUUUUGAGCAAACAAACAAACAUACAUACAUCUGAGCUAUACUUAAUCCAAUCUUAGUAACAUUGUUAAGUGACGUCCUCAAAUCCCCCCGGCUGAAUUUCAGUGUAUAUCAUUGUAACAGUUUUCCAAAACCAAUUUUCUCAUAUAAUUAACUUAAUCACUUAACAUCUUACUUUGUUUUCAUUUUGACUUUAAACAUAUUCUUCUCCAACAUCACAUAUUUAAAUCCUAAGACUAUCUAUUAUUUGCAAGUUUUUCCAAUUAAGUUAUCUUAACAUAUUUAACUAAAUAGUCUUUGAAUUUCAUCCAUUCCUCCUGGUACUCCUCCUCCUUCUGGUCACAGACUCUUCCAGUCAGGUCGGCUAGCUCCGAAAAGUCCAUCAUCUUCAUCUGCCAUUCCUAACGACCGGACUCUAAUUAAGGCAGCUUCCAAUCUGCUUCAUUACCUUUGCUUCCUUUUUAUGCUUUUCCUCAUCCGCCUCUUAGCCUCCCGGCCUUUCCUUUGCUGCUGCAGCUGCUCCUCCUUCUGCCGCCACCCCCUCCCCGUUUGCAUGCCAUUACGUGGGCUGUUAACCUGUGUGUCACUAACCCAUCUCGCUUGUUUGUCUCGCCCCCCACCCCUUCCUCAGACCGCUCGUGCGGGAGCCCCCGGGAGCAGGCUAGACCUCGCCCAGCCCGGAGCGGCGAGAGGGAGCCCCAGAGGCCGAGGGAACCCCGACGGGGCCCCCCUCUAUUGUCCGAGGGGCUGGACUUGGAAGUUUUGGGGAGCUCCUCGGAAGCGAGGCAGGCCGGAGGCGGCCAGAGGGAGAGGCAGGACAGGAACUGGGGCGGCCGGGAGAGGCCUCGGAGGCCUCCUUCGGACACGGAGGAGGAAAGCCGUCGGGACGGAGACCGCCGGGAAAGGAAGCUGUCCAGCCAGGAAAGACAUUGGAGGCCCUCUUCGCUCGCGCUGGACGGGGAGGUCCAGCCCCACGCAGGGGGGCGGAGAGAAAGGCGGCCAGGGAGCCGAGAGGGUCGCCACAGGACGCCCCCUUUUCCGCUGGACUGGGAAGAUGAGAGGGUGCGUCUAGAGAGUGGUGGCCGGCCCCGUAAGCCCCGGGAGAGGCGGUCCCCUAGCUCAGAGAGGUCCCCGCGGCCGGCACACCUGAGCACUGACUGGGAGGAAAGGCCCCGUCUGGGCCGCAGCUGUUCCCCAGACCUGGAUCGCCAGAGGCGACCACCCCGCCAGGACCGGGAGUCGCCCAGGCCCCCCUCCCGCGACCCCAGGCUGCAGGACCUGGAAGCACCAGCACCCCGGAGAGGCGGCAGGAGGGACGGAGAAAGGGAACGUCGCAACGGGGCAAGCGCCUCGCCCUCCUCGCACUGCGGGGAAGACCUGGGAGCCGGUGCCCAGCGCCGUAAGGAUCCAGGUAACAAGGCGCCCGCGGUGGGCACUGAUUUCUGGUGAAGGCAUCCCUGCAAAAUCUCUCCUCCUCUGGUUCUGUUGGAAUUUAAUUCAAUUUAAUUUACGCAAGCUUGGUUCUAAUUUUAGCCUGUUGCUGUUUUAACUUUUCCGAAGUUUAUUGUUGUUGGCUUUUCUCGGCGGUGAUGUUACGGCUUUUAUCUUUUCUUUUCUUUUUUGUAAAUUGAUGUUUGCUUGUUUUUUUGACAUUCGAGCGGUGUAUACAUUUUACGAAAUAAAUAAAACGGUUCCUGCUUAGGCAACCCUCAAAACACACACCGGGUAGAGAAUCCCAGCUUCGUUUGCGUGAAAGUCUCUGGCUUCAGGUAGGAACACGUUAAGUGCAAACUUGGAGUGCGGCUUUCGUUUCUGUGGGUUGGUUUUUUAAAAAACAAACCAUCAGAGUCUAAUUCUGGCCCUGUUAGUAAUGUUCUGCACAUUUCAUAUGUGCUGGAGAACUGUCAGAUUCCAGCUGAAGGAACCUUCCGUCGUUCUGAGAUAUAUAUAUAUAAAAAAUUUAAUCUGUCUCUGUUUGGCUUUCCUGGUUCAUUUUCCCUCCAAGCUGAAACGGAGGACAGUCUUGGGCCUGAAAACAAAGGCCGUUCUGUCAGACUGGGGCGGAAGAUGCAACAGGCCUUAUUUUUCCACACAGGAGGAAAAAAUUAGGCGUUCUUGGCUCCCAUGCCGACGCCAGAUUCGCUUCAGGCCAAGCGCUAGCAGAUUGCAAACCAACUUAGAACGGUCUACUUAGGAGAAUCGUAUUCCUGCCGCGAUGCUUUUCCUGGUUGUGCAGUGACAUUUUAAUCGGCCACUAUAUCUUGAAAACGGCUCUGCUUUGGACGGUUUUGCAACCUUAGCGCCGGGGAGUUUUCUGCUGCUUAAUGCCCUCCUCUGUCGCUACUCCAUCAUUUGUAUUGUGCUGAAUCUCAGGCAGCUGCUUCCCAGAUGAUAAAAACACACAGGCCCCCGCCCGGAGCAGCUGGCGGUCGUGAAACGGCACCGAUUCAAAGACUCGGAGGCUGCACCCCGCAGCAGAAUAAAGCCAGUUUUCCAAGUAAUACUUUGGAGCAGGCAUGGAAGGAGUCUUGUCCUCUUGGUGACUGUUAUUCUGGGAUCCUGUUCAGCAUUGCGAGGAAUCCCAGAACCAGUAAGCUAGAAGUUCGUAAAAGGAUUCAUUGCAUGGAGAAGCUGGGUAGAGAAAGCUUUUGCUUCCUCCUUGCAAUGGCUGUGCAAGUUGGCCAUUAAAAAUAUUUAUAAAAUCCUCAUAAUAGGCUUAGUGACAGUGCUUAGCCUCCUUCUCUAGCCUUCCAGCUGUGUUGAAAGGAUCUGAUGGGAGUUGUAGUCUGAACAUCUGGAGGGCACCAGGUUGGGGGAGGCAGGGUUUUCCUGAGUGCCCAGCAAGUGCUUCUCUCUGUAUUUGCUGGAACAACGACCUUGCAAGGUAGGUUGGUCCAAAGAACAACUCUGGGCGAAUCCCAACAAAAUCUCGAAAGCACAACAAAACGUCAGACAUUUAACACUUCCUCCGCAGGGCUGCCUUCAGAUGUCUUCUAAAAGUCAAACAGUUGCUUGUUUCCUUGACAUCUGACGGGAGGGAGUUCCACAGGGCAGGCAGUUAAUUCCACAGAGUGGGUUCUCUUCUCGCCCCCAUGUUGCAGGUGCAUGGCGGAUGGACUGAUCUUUGCAAUUUUCCACACAAACAACAUGCACGCUGUUUUCGGUGAUAUUUCCCCUUUCAGUUUUUGCGAUGUUUGCCGUGGCUGAAAAUAGCUCCCGUCUAUCUGUGAGCAGAUGCUUGCAUCCUCUUCCUGCUGCUGCUUCUAAUCAUAGCUGGCUCCCUGUUGCAACCCGAGACAUUGCCAUGGCUGUGCGGGAGGAGCGCCGAAGCCCCCUUCAUCGGCCUCUUUGCACACUUACGGAGCUACCGUAUUUUUCGCUCCAUAAGAUGCACCUGACCAUAAGACGCACCUAGUUUUUAGAGGGGGAAAGCAAGAAAAAAAAUAUGCUGCGCAGAGCAUGUAAGCGGCUCUUGCUUUUCUUGCUUUAAACCCUUCCCUCCCUCCUCCUGCUUCGCUGAGAAGCCAGCAGAGCAAGAGCGAGAGCUGCGCAGCGCCUCUUCUGCUGGCUUCCCAGCAAAGAGGGACGAGGGACGAAAGGGAGCUCUUACAAGGGAGCGCUGAGCAGAGCCUGGCAGUGGCUCUUCCUGGCUUUUCUGGGAGGUGUGGGAAGAGACAGAGGGCAGCCUGGCAGUCCCUUCUCCCUCCUCAGGGAAAAGCCCCCAAGAGCCGCACACACGCUCCACACGGCUCUUUAAAGGGAGCGCUGAGCAGAGUCUCCCACCUGCAUUCGCUCCAUAAGAUGCACACACAUUUCCCCCUACUUUUUAGGAGGGGGAAAGUGUGUCUUAUGGAGCGCAAAAUACGGUACUUUCCGGGCAGACUUAUUUAAGUCUGUGCGUUCCUUCUGCACCCCGGGUGCUCCUGCAGGUUGGAGCGAACCCCUCCAGGCUGCCUGGACCAGUUUUAAAAUUAUCUUCCACCGCAGACAUCUGCAGCCUGAGAGCAUAAGAGCAUCUGUGGCCCACCUGGUCCAGCAUCCUGUUUUCACAGUAGCUGACCAGAUGCCCCAAAAGGAAACCCCAAAACAGGAUCCGAGCGCGAGAGCCCUCUCUCUCCCUCCCUGCCUUCCCCGGCAGCUGAGAUUCAGGAGCACGGCUGCCUCCGUUUGUGGAAGCGGGGCAGGGCAGAGCCAUCGUAGCUGGGAGCUGUUCAUAGCCCUCUUCCAUGAAUUUGUCUGAAGGGGUGGGGAGAGACCCCAGAGUGCACAGAAGACCCCUGGCUGCUCCACAUGUUUCGAGUACUAUAAUUCUUUGUGAUGGGUGACUUGCAAUUGUGUGCAUGCAAUCCUAGAAUUGGGACCACCAGGGCCAUCUAGUCUGACCCCAGCAAUGCAGGACUCUUUGUGUCUUGUGUCAGGAGUCUUGUGUUCCACCAACUGAGCUAUCUGGAAGCCUCUCAACUGGGCAGAAAGUCACCCAGGUAGUUGCCUCCUCCUGAGUCAGGCUGGCCAAUGCAGUUCAGUAUUGUUAACACAGGCAGGCAGCCGUGUCUCUCCUGGGUUAUAUAAAUAAUAAUAAUAAUAAUAAUAAUAAUUUUAUUAUUUAUACCCUGCCUAUCUGGCUGGGUUUCCCCAGGCGCUCUGGGCUGCUUCCAAUGAAAGAUUAAAAAUACAUUAAAACGUCAAACCUUAAAAACUUCCCUAAACAGGGCUGCCUUCAGAUCUUCUAAAAGUCAGAUAGUUGUUUCUUUCCUUGACAUCUGAUGGGAGGGCAUUCCACAGGGCGGGCGCCACCACCGAGAAGGCCCUCUGCCUGGUUCCCUGUAAUGUCACUUCUCGCAGGGAGGGAACUGCCAGAAGGCCCUCGGAACUGGACAUUAGUGUCCGGGCAGAACGAUGUGGGUGGAGACGUUCCUUCAGGUCUACUGGGCCUUUGAGGCCGGUUUUAGGCCAGAGGCGUUUCCCGCCUUGCCUGGAGGUGCUCUUGGAGAUUGAGCCUUCUGCAUGCAAGGCAGGGGCUCUGCCGCUGAGAUUACGGCCCUUCUCUGACUUCUGGAUCGAGGUGGGAUGGCGUAGGUCAGUUAAGGAGGAGGUGUGUUCCAUGGAGAAAGUUGCAGGUGGGCAAAGCCUCUGCCUGCAUCCCUGGUGGGAUGCUCUGAAUUGGAAUAGAUGGACCAACAUCAAGCAGUCAAGGUGUCUGUCUUCUAGGAAGACACACAGAACAUAUGCAGAUCCACACAGUCUUCGUAAUUUGUGUUACCUUGGUGCAGAACUAUUUUUUUAUCUGUGUCGGUAGCUCUGAAUUUAGCUGGCGCAUUAAUUAUUUCCCCUUCUGUGACUGAGGAAUGUGGCUUCUCGUCUCUUAAGGAACGAAAACGCGGGGGGCGAAGGAUGCCAGUUACCACAAAGGCCGCCCAGCAGCCCCCCAGGACCAGGAGCUCUACGAUGCAGAGAUCGCCCGGAAGCUGCAGGAGGAGGAGCUGUUGGUGAGUGGGACGGAUUUGGGCUUCAUCCCAGAGACACAGAGAGAGUGUUUGGGGGUGGAAGUGACUCUGAGUUUGGAGCACUGAGGAUCAUUCAGUAGCAACAAGCAGCGCUGGGUACCAUUAAGUGUUUCAGCAGCACAUGUUUCACUGUGAUGCAGCAGCAAAAAAAGCUAAUGCGAUUCUAGGCUGCAUCAACAGAAAUCUAGUGUCCAGAUCAAGGGAAGUCAUAGUUCCACUCUAUUAUGCCCUGGUCAGACCACACCUGGAAUACUGGGUCCAGUUCUGGGCGCCACAAUUUAAGAAGGAUGUUAACAAGCAGGAAGGUGUGCAGAUGAGGGUGACCAAGAUGAUCAAGGGUCUGGAAAGAAAGCCAUAUGAGGAGAGGUUGAAGGAUCUGGGUAUGUUUAGCCUGGAAAGGGGAAGACUCCAGAAAUGAUACGGUUGUUGUUGUUGUUAAGUCGUUUAGUCGUGUCUGCCUCUUUGUGACCCCCUGGACCAGAGCACGCAAGGCACUCCUGUCUUCCACUGCCUCCCACAGUUUGGUCAAACUCAUGCUGGUAGCUUCGAGAACACUGUCCAACCAUCUCAUCCUCUGUCGUCCCCUUCUCCUUGUGCCCUCCAUCUUUCCCAACAUCAGGGUCUUUUCCAGGGAGUCUUCUCUUCUCAUGAGGCGGCCAAAGUCUUGGAGCCUCAGCUUCAGGAUCUUUCCUUCCAGUGAGCACUCAGGGCUGAUUUCCUUCAGAAUGGAUCGGUUUGAUCUUCUUGCAGUCCAUGGGACUCUCAAGAGUCUCCUCCAGCACCAUAACCUCCUUCACAUAUCAAAACAGCUGUCCUAUGGAAGGUGCAGCAAGCUUAUUUUCUGCUGCUCCGGAGGGUAGCCACCUAGUCCAACCCCUGCAAUGCCAGACUCACAGCUAAACCAUCCCUGAGUGGCCAACUUCUGUUUAGAAACCUCCAGUAAGUCCUAAAAGGCUUCAGCUGGAAAGAAUCGCUUCUGACCAACCAUGCCUGGGUUUCUUGUUUCACGAAAGCUCUUGUUUUUCCUCUUGUCUCCUCUUCAGGCCAGCCACGUGGACAAGAGAGCAGCGCAGGUCGCCCAGGAUGAGGUAAGCAUUUGCAUAUGCAAAUAAGGGAAUGGGGAGUGUCUGCCUUUGGAGCUGAGGAGGCAACUGGCUUUCUGAGAUCUUGCUUCUUAGUGGAGCUCCAACUCCAGACUCUUUCCACUGAUCCCCCUCCUUUCCCCUCUUUGUGUUCAAGCUCAGGCUUGCAAAUAUCUCUGCGUAGGGAGCCUGCCAACAGCUCUCCCCUUUGCUUCCUGCCAUUGGCUGCCUCUCUGCACCGCCCACCCCCCCAAAAAAGCUGGCCUCGCUCAGAGCCAGACCCAAACCCUCCUUCCCUCAUACAGAGAAGGGGUCCUGGCACCUGUUGUGGUGCUAGGAUACUGUUUGUUGACCUGCCGCCUUUCAGCCAAAAGGCUCUCUGGAGUAAAUAUGCAUGUAGAUACAAAAUGAUGUGAAUGAUGAGAAUUGAACAGGGAUGCAAAAGCGAGCAGUGAAAGAGAUGAAAGCAUCUUUGACGAAAGCUUUUCUGCAGGAGGGGAGAGCGCAGUGGGGCUCAGGGCCUGCUUGUGGGAUUUCCUUGUGGGAGUCUGGUCGGCCACUGUGAGGAGGAGCCCAGCUGCCUGGCCUCUUCUUAGCUCCUUGGGAUUCCUAAAUGGAGCCAUGGACAAAACCAGCCUACCUUAAUCACGGUAGAGAACAAGAGCGGGAGAAGCUCUUCCACUCGCAUCCUGCUGGAGGGUUUCGGCCCCUGUGAGGAUGCUGGUCUAGGUGGGUCCCUCGUGGGCCUAAUCCAGCUGCUGAGCUCCUUGUAACAUUCUAUUUAUAUAUACAUUUUUGUUGCUGUUGUCGUUUAGUCGUGUCCGACUCUUCGUGACCCCCUGGACCAGAGCACACCAGGCACUCCUGUCUUCCACUGCCUCCCGCAGUUUGGUCAAACUCAUGCUGGUAGCUUCGAGAACACUGUCCCACCAUCUCGUCCUCUGUCGUCCCCUUCUCCUUGUGCCCUCCAUCUUUCCCAACAUCAGGGUCUUUUCCAGGGAGUCUUCUCUUCUCCUGAGGUGGCCAAAGUAUUGGAGUCUGAGCUUCAGGAUCUGUCCUUCCAGGGAGCACUCAGGGCUGAUUUCCUUCAGAAUGGAGAGGUUUGAUCUUCUUGCAGUCCAUGGGACUCUCAAGAGUCUCCUCCAGCACCAUAGUUCAAAAGCAUCCAUUCUUCGGCGAUCAGCCUUCUUUAUGGUCCAGCUCUCGCUUCCAUACAUCACUACUGGGAAAACAAUGGCUUUUACUAUAUGGACCUUUGUUGGCAAGGUGAUGUCUCUGCUUUUUAAGAUGCUGUCUAGGUUUGUCAUUGCUUUUCUCCCAAGAAGCAGGCGUCUCUUAAUUUCGUGGCUGCUGUCACCAUCUGCAGUGAUCAUGGAGCCCAAGAAAGUAAAAUCUCUCACUGCCUCCAUUUCUUCCCCUUCUAUUUGCCAGGAGGUGAUGGGACCAGUGGCCAUGAUCUUUGUUUUUUUGAUGUUGAGCUUCAAACCAUAUUUUGCGCUCUCCUCUUUCACCCUCAUUAAAAGGUUCCUUAAUUCCGCCUCACUUUCUGCCAUCAAGGUUGUGUCAUCUGCAUAUUAUUAGGUUUUUUUAACAUAUCAUUUUCAACAGUAAUUAAACUUUUACAUCUUAUUCAAAUUUUCGACUUCCAUCAAUCCUGUUUGAAAAUUUCCCAAUCUAAUCUCUCAAUAUGCAUUUCUUAUCUUCCCUAUUACAUUUCAAACUCAUAACUAUCUCUUAUCUUUUUUUACUUGGUAACACUUCGUAUAUUUCUCCUUACAAAACUUCUUGUAGUCCUACUAGUGUAAUUUGUUGAUUACAGGUGCUCUUCAAAUAGUUCAUAUGCUUCUUCCAAUCUUCUGUAAAUCUCUGGUCCCGCAGGUUUUGAAUCCUUCCUGUCAUUUCGUCCAAUUCUGCGUAGUCCAUUAAUUUCGUCUGCCAUUCUUCUUUUGUCGGAAUUUCUUCUUGUUUCCAUUUCUGGGCUAACAAUACUCUUGCCGCAGUUGUUGCAUAUAAAAACAAUUUAACAUCUUGCCUAUUAAUGUCCUGAUCUAUAAUACCAAGUAAAACUGCUUCUGGUAUUUGAAAAAAAGGAAUAUUUCAACAUCUUUUUCAUCUCAUUAUAUAUCAUUUCCCAGGAGUUCUUUACUUUUUUUACAUUCCCACCACAUAUGAUAAAAUGUUCCUUUUUUUUCCUUUACAUUUCCAACAUUUAUUAUUUGUCUUAUAUAUUUUAGCUAAUUUCACUGGUGUAAUAUACCAUCUAUACAUCAUUUUCAUCAUAUUCUCUUUCAAAGCAUCCUUGUAACGUUCUUAUCCUGCUGUUUCUGCUAGGAAAUAGCUCGCCUGUUGCUGGCAGAGGAGAAGAAGGCUUACAAGAAAGCCAAGGAACGGGGAAAGUCUUCUCUGGAGAAGAAGAAGCAGGACCCAGACUGGAAGGUGGGUGAUGCGUCUGGAGUUGACUUUGUCUCUCUUUGCCGGGCGGAGCUCUCCUACGAUGAUUGAUUUAAUCUGCCCAGGGCAACCCAAAGCGACUUACAACUAAACCAAUAGAUAGCAAACCUGCACAGGUACAUUAAAACCAAGAGGAAAGAGAAAUCUAUUAAAAGCAUCCCCAAGGCCAAAGGAAUUACAGUAGUACCUUGGUUCUCAAACUUAAUCCGUUCCGGAAGUCUGUUCCAAAACCAAAGCGUUCCAAAACCAAGGUGCUCUUUCCCAUAGAAAGUAAUGCAAAACAGGUUAAUCCGUUCCAGAGUUUUAAAAACAACCCCUAAAACAGCAAUUGAACAUGAGUUUUACUAUCUAACAAGACCAUUGAUCCAUAAAAUGAAAUCAGUAAACAAUGUACUGCAUUCACACAAUCAAUCAAUCAGUCAGUCGCUGAACUGGGUUCCACACAGUCGCAAAAACAAAACAAAAAGAGCUGCAAACAGCGUAACACUCAAAUCGGAAGCGAAACACUCAAAACGGAGCAUGUUCAGCUUCUGGAAAAAGUUCGCAAACUGGAACACUGACUUCCGGGGUUGCAGUGUUUGGGUUCCAAGGCAUUUGAGAACCAAGGUGCCACUGCAGUCUGAUCCUCUUUUAAAGGCUUCCCAGUUGGUGGCCCUGGCUGGCUCCUGGGGCAGGGAGUUCCACAGGUUAACUCUGCGCCGCGUGACGGAGGACUUUAUUUUGUCGUGUUCCGGUCUGAGCUGACUGCCUUCCUUUCCCUCCUCUCCCCAGCACGACUCACACGAAUCGGUGCGCCCGAGGUCAAGGGAAGGUCACGAAGGUCACCGGUCCAGAAGCGACAAGCCAACGAGGUGAGAGGGAUCCCCGAUCCGUGAUCCAGGAGUGCAGGUGGGGAAGCCUCAUCUGGUCAAAUGGCCUCGGCUGGUGGUGUGAUGCCAGGAUGCAUUUUUUGGUUUGUGUCUCCUUCAUCUCCAUCUCUUUAAGGCAGGCUUCCUCAACCUCGGCCCUCCAGAUGUUUGGGACUACAACUCCCAUCAUCCCUAGCUAACAGCACCAGUGGUCAGGGAUGAUGGGAAUUGUAGUCCCCAGACACCUGGAGGGCCAAGUUUGGCCAUGCCUGCUUUAAGGGGUUGGACUUUGCAGUUUUGUGAUUCAAUUAUCUAUCUCCCUGCACAUAGAAAACUAGUAAUAAUAAUAAUAAUAAUAAUAAUAAUAAUAAUAAUAAUUUAUUAUUUAUACCCCGCCCAUCUGGCUGAGUUUCCCCAGCCACUCUGGGUGGCUUCCAAUCAAGUGUUAAAAACAAUACAGCAUAAAAUACUAAAAACUUCACUAAACAGGGCUGCCUUCAGAUGUCUUUUAAAAAGAAGAUAGCUGCUUAUUUCCUUCACAUCUGAAGGGAGGGCGCCACCACCGAGAAGGCCCUCUGUCUGGUUCCCUGUAACCUCACUUCUGGCGGAGGGAUCUGCCAGAAGGCCCUCAGAGCUGGACCUCAGUGUCCGGGCUGAACGAUGGAGGUGGAGACGCUCCUUCAGGUGUACAGGACUGAGGCCGUUUAUGGCUUUAAAGGUCAGCAGCAACACUUUGAAUUGUGCUCAGAAACGUACUGGGAGCCAAUGUAGGUCUCUCAGGACCGGUGUUAUGUAGUCUCGGCGGCCGCUCCCAGUCACCAGUCUAGCUGCCGCAUUCUGGAUUAGUUGUAGUUUCCGGGUCACCUUCAAAGGUAGCCCCACGUAGAGCGCAUUGCAGUAGUCCAAGUGGGAGAUAACCAGAGCAUGCACCACUCUAGUGAGACAGUCUCCGGGCAGGUAGGGUCUCAGUCCACGUACCAGAUAGAGCUGGUAGACAGCUGCCCUGGACACAGAAUUGACCUGCGCCUCCGUGGAAAACUGUGAAUCCAAAAUGACUCCCAGGCUGCGCACCUGGUCCUUCAGGGGCACAGUUACCCCAUUCAGGACCAGGGAGUCCUCCACACCAGUCCGCCCCCUGUCCCUCAAAAACAGUACUUCUGUCUUGUCAGGAUUCAACCUCAAUCCAUUAGCUGCCAUCCAUCCUCCAACCGCCUCCAGACACUCACACAGGACCUUCACCGCAUUCGCUGGUUCUGAUUUAAAAGUAUGUCGGGUAGAAGGGAAUCACCUUCCCCCUGGCACCUAGCUUUCUAAGUGCAGAGAGGAAGGUUGAGCCAGAGGAGAUUCUACCUGCAGCGCACGUCACAUGGCGGGUCCUCACCUCAGCAAAAACUUUCCCUGCUUCCCUCUCAAGCUAUGCAACCAGAUCGCCAGCCCUUUGGCUCACAAUAUUGUGUCGUGCGCAACCGCUGGUGCUUCGUUGGCAUCAUGUGAACGUUUCACAGCGGGUGCAGAGUGCUUUCAGUGCACGGGGUUAGGUCCCAUUUUACAGAUGGAGGGACUGAGGCUGAAGUUGAUUUUUAACAGACGGAGGCUCAGUCCUGUUUGUUUCGUAAAAUUUACACGCCGCUCGAUUGUAAAGGGCAGGGGAGCAGAGACCCUCCAAGCAGUUUGCAGAGAGAAUAAAUCAGUAAGAUGACCCGCAAAAAACAAGUACCGUAUUUUUCGCUCUAUAGGACGCACCGGAGCAUAGGAGGGGGAGAACAGGUAAAAAAAUUUUUUCCUUGUUCUUCGCCCUCUAAAACAAGCCUCCGGAGAGCAGCGGGAGUUACCUUGGAAGCCUGGAGAGCGAGAGGCGUCGGUGUGCACUGACCCCUCUCACUCUCCAGGCUUCAGUGAAGGCAACCCGAAGCCUCUGGAGCGCGGGGGGGGGGGGGGUUCCCGCUGGGCUCCGGAGGCUUCAGGUUCUUUUUGACCUGCUCUUUGGGGCUGGCGGGGGGAAGCACUGCUUUCCCCCACCGCCAGCCCCAAAGAGCAGGUUGGGGAACAGCGCAAAGGCUGCGUGCAGCCUUGCCGCUGCCCCCCGAGCUUGUGGGGCUGGUGGUGGGGGGAAGCGCUGCUUUCCCCCACCGCCAGCCUCAAAGAUCCCUGAAGCUUUUGGAGCGCAGCGCAAGUUCUGCUGUGGAGGUUCCAAAGGCACCCCGCUGCCCUGCGGAGGCUUUGCACAGCUAACCCCAAGCUAGAACAGCGAGACGGAGCUUUGGGCUUAGCCGCGCAGCCUGCAUUCGCUCUAUAGGACGCACACACAUUUCCCCUUAAUUUUUGGAGGGGAAAAAGUGCAUCCUAUAGAGUGAAAAAUACGGUAUUUAAAACACUAAAAAAGUGAUUGGGAGGGGGAGAACCAGCUGUAAGUGGACCCUUUGGGGGAAGGCUUUGCAGCGUCAACCUUUUGGGAACAGGCUGGCCGACAGAUCCUUUUUCCAAACCGUUUCCCUGCUCUCUUUGCCAGGCCUCCUCCUCCACCCUCUGAGGAUCUGGACCACCUUUGUAACCUUACAAGCCAGCAGAACUUGGCACAUCAAACGCCCAGACCAGAGCCUUCUCAUAAAGGUGAGGGGGGCAGCGCCCCCACCCACUCGGGGGAAUAGUGGCACUCCUUUUCGGUCUCCAACUUGCUUAUUUUUGGGGUGCUGUUGGCCCAUCUAGAUUGAACAUCUGAUACCCUUUCAGACGUGUUGUGGGGGAGGCUGUGGGUUAUUGACUUGUUUCUCUUCCUGUUUUUAUUAUGUAUUUUUGUUGGGGGUGGGGCAGGUUUCUUGUAUGCUUAUGCUGUGAACAGCCCUGAGAUCUACGGAUGAAGGGCAGUAGACAAAUUUAAUUAAUCAAAAUAAUAGUCCAACAUCCUGUGGCCCACCUGAUGCCCGAAUGGGAAACCAGGAAGCAGAACAGAAACAAAGGAGCACACUCCUCCUGACAGACAGAAUUUUAUUUUAUUUUAUUUUAUUUUAUUUAUUUUAUUUUUUCCAACAACUGGAAUCCAGAUGUAUUGCUGGCCUCUGACUAUAAUACUGUGAUGUUGAAUUCCUUGCUUUAUACUUGAUGUUGCAAACGUACUUUUAAAAUUUGCAGAAUACAGAACAUUCUUAGGCUUUUUUAAAAAAUAUAUAUAUUUAUUAUAUUUAUUAGUUUUCCAUUAAAAACAUCGAAUUAAUAUCAAAUCCAAUCAUAAUCCAAAUCAAGGGGAAAAAACCAAAUUACAAUCCAAAUUAUUAAUUAUUAAAUUUCGAAUGGGCUUCUGGACCUUCAAGGUUCAGAAGUAUUCUUAGGCUUUUGAUCCCGUCUGGGAAUCUGCCAACUAUAUUGCUGCUACAGCAUAAUCACAAGGCAUACCUUCCAUCAUUCCACAUUGUUCUGUGAACUGCCCUGAGACCACCAGGUGUAGGGCGGUUUAAUAAUAAUAAUAAUAAUAAUAAUAAUAAAUCCUGACUAGUAGUCUUAUAUACAAUUAUAUAUAAUUAUAUACCAUUAUAUACAAUUUUUUUAUACCUAGAAAGAAAACGAAACAAAAAAGAAAGAACAAAAGGGAAAAAACAAAAACAAUUUCCCCCCCAAAAUCAUAUACAUACCAACACACUAGACUUCCUGUCUUUCCCGUUGUAUAUUCCUUUUUUUUACAAAUGAACGUACUCUUAGUAUUGUAUGUUUCUUUACAUAUUACCUAAUGCAUUCCUAUAUCAAUAUGUGCUCUUAGUCUUAUUUCUCAACUCAGUCUCACUCCAACGUCAAUCAAAUGCUAGCAUAGAUAGCAAACCUUUACUGUACUUUUGAACAUAUGUUUUAUAUCUAUCCCACUUUUCCAUAAUUUUUUGUUUUGAAUUGCCUCUCAGGGUAUUUGUUAACUGCACCCUUUCAGCAAAUUCUUGUAGCUGCAAGCUGCAAAAUUUAAAUUUGAAGUGUUGGCCUCUCGAGAAAGCCUCUGCCACGGGCCAUCUCACUCGCAAGCAGGAAAGGGAAAUGAGAUUCGAGAGCUCUGCGGUCUUUUAAACAGGAAGGACUGAUUUAAACUUGCCGAUACGCUUACCUAAUUUAUUUAUAGAAAUAUUUAUAUACUGCUGUUUCAUACAGAUAUCAAAGCAGUUUUAAUACAAAGGUACAGAAGGGAAUCCACGCAAAAAGUUAAAAAUGGACCCCAGUUAAUUUAGAUGUAAGACGUUUUAAGAACUGCAACAUGUUCCUGCAUUCUUUUUUAAAACAUGUUGAUAUACGGCACUAAAAUAAUAGCAUCUUUGUUUUCCACAAGAGCUGAAAGGUUUGUUGCUCUUCUCAAGACAGCGAGGGGACUGAAAGCAAGUUAAUAUUUCUCUUUCUUUCAUUUGCAGGUUACCACUAUAAGCAGUAG
Podarcis lilfordi (Lilford's wall lizard) is the source of this 42712-nucleotide messenger RNA. Lineage: Eukaryota; Metazoa; Chordata; Lepidosauria; Squamata; Lacertidae. The record is from the annotation of a GenBank genome assembly.